AUGAAGACCACACUCUUCACCCUCGCCGCCGCCGGCGUGGUUUACGCUCAGACUCAGACCUCUUAUGGGCAAUGUGGAGGCAACACAUGGCUUGGACCAUCGGCAUGUCCAACAGGUCAGUACUGCUCUGGCGGUAACGAUUACUACUCCGGAUGUGUUCCCGGCACUGCACCACCCACCUCGACCAGACCGAAGCCAACGGCUACGAGAGCACCGGCUUCUGGCAAGCGAGUGAAAUAUGCGGGCGUCAAUAUUGCCGGUUUCGACUUCGGCUGCGACACAACCGGCACCUGCGGCGCCUCCUCCGCCUUCCCACCGGGCUCCAAGGGAGUAGGUCAAAUGAACCACUUCGUCACCGACGACGGCCUCAACGCCUUCCGCCUGCCCGUCAGCUGGCAAUACCUCGUCAACGGCGUCCUCGGCGGCUCCAUCAACGCCAACAACCUCGCCAUCUACGAUAAACUGGUCCAAGCCUGUAUCGCCUCCGGCGCCGCGUUAUGUGAGAUUGAUAUCCAUAAUUAUGCCCGAUGGAACGGGAAGAUUAUAGGGCAGGAUUCCGGGGCGCCGACGAAUGCGCAGUUUGCGAGUUUUUGGGGUUCGUUGGCGGCGAAGUAUGCUAAUAACAAUAAGGUCGCAUUUGGGAUCAUGAACGAGCCCCACGACCUCGACAUCAACCUCUGGGCCACCACCGUCCAAGCAGCCGUGACCGCCAUCCGGCAAGCGGGCGCCACAACAAACUACGUCCUCAUCCCGGGCACGAACUACGCCUCCGCGGGCCAAUUCCUGGACAACGGAUCCGGCGCCGCUCUCUUGCCUGUCCAUAACCCAGACGGCACAUUCACGAACAUCAUCUUCGACGUGCAUAAGUAUCUCGAUUCGGACAAUUCGGGCACGCAUCCGCAGUGUACGACUAAUAAUAGUGCUGUCUUUACUACGCUUGGCAACUGGCUUCGCACAAACAAACGCUCGGCCUUCCUCACCGAAACCGGCGGGGGGCCCACAGAUACUACAUGUUAUACCAACCUGUGCCAGCAGUUCGAGACGAUGAAUAGUUAUAAUGAUGUGUAUUUCGGAUGGAUUGGCUGGGCGGCCGGGCAGUUCGAUCCGAGUUAUGUGCUUAGCGAGGUUCCCACGCAGAAUUCGGAUGGGAGUUGGGCGGAUGUGCCGUUGGUGACGAAGUGUGUGGCGGGGGAGUUUAACGGGGAUAGUUCUUGA
Recurvomyces mirabilis is the source of this 1215-nucleotide messenger RNA. RefSeq lists its product as uncharacterized. The record is from RefSeq and is a predicted model, not a curated record. Gene Ontology annotation, biological process: glucan catabolic process. Gene Ontology annotation, molecular function: cellulose binding; hydrolase activity, hydrolyzing O-glycosyl compounds. The transcript is spliced from 4 exons. Lineage: Eukaryota; Fungi; Ascomycota; Dothideomycetes; Mycosphaerellales; Teratosphaeriaceae. Gene Ontology annotation, cellular component: extracellular region. Bases 1 to 1215 code for a protein of 404 amino acids.